This is a messenger RNA of Kwoniella mangroviensis CBS 8507, 795 nucleotides long. RefSeq lists its product as uncharacterized. The record is from RefSeq and is a predicted model, not a curated record. The transcript has 2 exons. The coding region runs from base 1 to 795 and encodes 264 amino acids. Lineage: Eukaryota; Fungi; Basidiomycota; Tremellomycetes; Tremellales; Cryptococcaceae.
AUGUCGGCACUACACAACAACGCCGCCCUUUCAGCAGGUGCAUUACCUCCUCCACCGGUCGCUUUGAAUGGCAUACCCUUCCACAAUCAGAAAUCAAGACAAGCUGAGAUGUCACCUCUCAAAGAACUCGUUCGUAUGGAUUUAGAAUUGCAAGGAUGGACCAUUGACGAGAAGCUGAAAUGGUCAAUAGCGUCGAUCGAUCCGACCAAGUAUCUUCGCGGAUACGUCCCCACAGUCGGCACAGGCCUCAAAGAUACCUGCAACGCGGUGAUCAUCGGCUUAGACAAACCUUUCAAGAUCGCUUACAGCGUCAUCAACUCCCGAACAUAUGGUGAUCUUGAUCUGCAGAUCACGUCCAGGGUCUAUGUCGUUGGGUCUAAUGUCCAAAAGCCCAAUCUUCAGAUCCGACCGGCUGGCACGAGGUACGUAUUCCGCUCGUACAAAGAAUACACUCCUGUCGAGGCUGUACUGCACAUGUCCUUCGACGCUUCCUCGCCAAUCUUCCAACGAUAUCUGGUGCAUCCCGAGGGAAAAUCCUUAAACUCCAGGUACACCACCAUACCUAAAUGCUUGGAACUUCAACUCACCACUCUCCCAGGCCACAGUCGAACGACCCCAUUAUUUGGAAUGAGAGCUCCCGGUGCUCCCUGUUCAUGGGUUCUCAUCGAGACGACCAAUCUAGCUGCUAUGGACCUUCAAUUCGAAGCGGUAGACUGCCCUUCGUUGCCCAAGGACGCCCCCCCCCCCCCUCCUUUAGAGAUCAUCCCGUGGGAGAGGGCCCCGAAGAGGCGAUGA